CGCCAUGCGGGUGCUGGUGGGUGGUGGGACCGGCUUCGUGGGCACAGCCCUGACCCGGUUGCUGCGGAGCCGCGGCCAUGAAGUGACCCACGUCUCUCGGCAGGCGGGCAAGGACCGGAUCAGCUGGGAGCAGCUAUCCCAGUCUGGAUUGCCCCAGUGCGACGCUGUGGUGAACUUGGCUGGUGAAAAUGUCCUCAACCCUUUCCGCAGAUGGGGCGAUGCCUUCUGCAGGGAGAUCAUCAGAAGCCGCGUUGAGACCACCAAGACCUUGGCCAAAGCCAUUGCUGAUGCUGAGCAGCCACCUCAUGCUUGGGUCGUCGUCACCGGCGUAGGCUAUUACCGACCUAGCCCCACAGUGGAAUACACUGAGGACAGUCCUGGGGGGGAUUUUGACUUCUUUUCACGCCUGGUGAGCUCCUGGGAGGCUGCAGCUCUCAUCCCUGGGAGCCCAGCUCGUGGUGUUGUGGUGAGAUCUGGGGUAGUGCUGGGCCAAGGUGGUGGUGCAAUCUCUCAAAUGAUCUGGCCUUUCCGCCUUGGACUAGGAGGCCCAGUGGGCUCUGGGCUCCAGCCCUUCCCAUGGAUCCACAUUCGGGACCUGGCAGGGAUUGUGUGUCAUGCCCUGGAGACUGAGGGUCUCCGAGGUGUCUUCAACGGUGUGUCUCCAACCUCCCCUGCCACCUCCAAUGGCACCUUUGCUCGGGAGCUUGCUGCUGCCCUGGGGCGCCCAGCGCUGCUGCCCAUGCCUGCUUGGGCUGUGCGGGCUGUCUUUGGUGCAGAGCGGGCUGUGAUGCUGCUGGAGGGCCAGAAAGUGGUGCCAAAACACACCCUGGAGAGCGGCUACAGCUUCAUCUUCCCGGACCUGCCAGGAGCACUGAAGGACAUCGUGUCUUGAGGACUCCUCAGCUGGGCUGGGUUGGGCCCGGUUUCUGUGAGCAGCCCCGCUCAUGUGCCUUCCCCUGGGUGAAAGAGGCAAGCCCUGCCCCUGGUUUACUCUUCCCUACUGCCGUACAAAGAUGAGCAAGCUGUUCCCUUUCUGUCUCCCUUUGUGCAUCCCCAGUUUAAGAGUCACCCCUCUUACUGUCAUCUGCAGUCUCCACAGGACUUGCUUUUGGGCAGGGGAAUCAGCCCCUCUGAGGGUUGUGACUGCUGAAUCUGCCAUCUUCCCUUUUCCACUCGUGCUGAUCCCUCAGUAGCUGGCACUUAGUCCUUGCAGCACAAAUACAUGGGAUAGAGUGAGGUUACACAGAGAGCAUUAUGAAAAGCUUUUAUAGGAAGACAGGACACACUGUGGUGAUAAAAUGCUGACUGACUGGUGGAGGGAGAGGCUGUGGAUGUUGUCUACUUGGUCUUCAGUCCAUGACCCAGCUGUGUAGCCCCUUCUCUCUUAAAUGGAGAGAAUUGGUGUCUCAGCCACCAGAGCUUAGAAUGUCUCCAGCUACUGUCCACCUCUGGUCCCUCCAGUAACCAAUGCUUCCAGUUGUCACACAGCUGGUAUAGAGGUCUCUUCACUUAACUCAGCUGCCUGGAUAGUUGCUUACACAUUUACACAGCCUUUCUUGCUCACUGUGCUGGCACCACAGACAGGCCUUCUGUCUCCAGUUACUGCACUCAGCCCCCCCCACACACGCAUGCAUGCAGAAUACAGUGCUCACCCAGGAAGAUAGUUAGCAAUGAAGUUUAAUAAGAAGACAGAAGAGACUGCACUGAGCAAAGGGCAGGGCCAGGCAACUGCACCAACCAGCAUGUGGUUCCUGCCCUGAAUAUCCUAGAAUAAAUCGUGUACAAUCCUG
Molecule: messenger RNA, 1790 nt
Organism: Neopsephotus bourkii (Bourke's parrot)
Lineage: Eukaryota; Metazoa; Chordata; Aves; Psittaciformes; Psittacidae
Gene: SDR39U1
Product: short chain dehydrogenase/reductase family 39U member 1
Exons: 7
Coding region: 5-892 (295 amino acids)
Source: RefSeq, a predicted model, not a curated record